AUGUCGUCCACCACCGAAACAAUCACCCAAACGCGGACAGCGCGGACAAUUCUACAAGAUUACCAACUUCACCACUCUGGCGCCGCGGAGCCCUCUUCUUCGAAUUCUAACGGUGCAGGGCCGGCUCGCAUGUCGAACCCGCCCGACUGGCCGACUAAUGCGCGGAGGAUACCCCCGUACAGGCCUGUCGACCAGAAUCGCGACCACAGCCAGAUUCGAGUAUACACGAGCGGGAUUGAGCGAGCGUUUAUCAUUACAAUGUUCACGGGUGUGUUCAUAAAUGCGACAGCGGCGAAGCAAUGGAGGAGGACGGGUGGGAGGUUUACGAAGCGAAUUUUCAGGUACCCCAUCGGCGGCGAGUUUUAG
Molecule: messenger RNA, 366 nt
Organism: Scedosporium apiospermum
Lineage: Eukaryota; Fungi; Ascomycota; Sordariomycetes; Microascales; Microascaceae
Exons: 2
Coding region: 1-366 (121 amino acids)
Source: RefSeq, a predicted model, not a curated record